AUGGUGGUUCUACUGAACACACGUAUUCUUAUACUACUUGCAACAUCAUCUUUCUUGACGUUGAAGCUCUGUUUUGGUGAAGACAGAAUCACGUUCUCGACUCCUAUCAAAGACUCAGAGACACUUCUCUCCAAAAGUGGUGUUUUCAGGUUUGGCUUCUUUACUCCUGUAAACUCCACUGCUCGGUUACGUUAUGUUGGGAUUUGGUACGAUAAGAUUCCAGUUCAAACUGUAGUUUGGGUUGCUAACAAAGACACUCCCAUCAACGACACUUCCGGUGUUGUUUCCAUCUCUGACGAUGGAAAUCUUGUGGUCACGGAUGUUCGAAACCAUCUUCUGUGGUCGACCAACGUCACAGUACCAGUGGCUCCAAAUGCUACAUGGGUUCAGCUAAUGGAUAGUGGGAAUCUUAGGCUACAAGACAACAGAAACAACGGUGAGAUUCUGUGGGAGAGUUUCAAGCAUCCUUAUAACUCUUUCUUACCAAGAAUGACUCUUGGAACCAACAACAGAACCGGAGAGAAUCUAAAGCUUACUUCAUGGAGAAGCUAUACAGACCCUUCAACAGGGAACUACACAGCUGGUCUUGCUUCUUUCACGUUUCCUAAGCUCAUGUUUCCUGAGCUUCUGAUAUGGAAGAACAAUGUUCCAAUCUGGCGUAGUGGACCCUGGAACGGUCAGGUUUUCAUCGGUUUACCUGAUGUGGACUCUCUUCUGUUUCUUGAUGGGUUUAAUCUUGUCAAUGAUAAUCAAGGAACGUUUUCAAUGUCAUUUGCUAAUGAUUCUUUCAUGUAUCACUUUAACUUGGAUCCUGAUGGAGCUAUAUAUCAGAGAGAUUGGAGUACUAGAGGUUGGAGGAUUGGUGUAAGGUUUCCAUCGACGGAUUGCGAUGCAUUUGGUAGAUGUGGUCCUUAUGGGAUCUGCAAUUCUAGAGAAGAUCCACCUUGUAAAUGCGUUAAAAGGUUUGUGCCAAGGAACAACACAGAGUGGAACAGAAGGAGUUGGACUAGUGGAUGUGUGAGAAAAGCUUCAUUGCGGUGUGAGAGGCAGAGUAAUGUAAGUAACGGUGGUGGAGGAAAAGGAGAUGGGUUUUUGAAACUGCAGAAGAUGAAAGUGCCAAUUAAUGCAGAACAGUCUCUAGCUAAUGCGCAAGCGUGCCCUAAGCAAUGUUUAGAUAACUGUUCUUGCACUGCUUAUGCUUAUGAUAGAGGAAUCGGAUGCAUGCUUUGGAGUGGUGAUUUGGUUGAUAUGCAAUCAUUUUUGGGGAGUGGAAUUGAUCUUUAUGUUCGAGUUGCUCAUUCUGAACUCAGUGAGUAA
Molecule: messenger RNA, 1317 nt
Organism: Eruca vesicaria subsp. sativa (arugula)
Lineage: Eukaryota; Viridiplantae; Streptophyta; Magnoliopsida; Brassicales; Brassicaceae
Source: the annotation of a GenBank genome assembly